AUGCUUCAGCUCGCAGGAAAUAGCCAAGAAGCGUCGCUCAAUCGUACGAAAUUCCAAGAGUUGGCUGAGUUCACUUCCACGGCAUUCUUCCAGCACUUCGCCAGCAACAAUGUUCUGCUCGACGGUUCCGGUGGCUGGGUCUACCAGAGGCCUGACGAGACUCUGCCCGCCAACCUUGCUCCUCCAGAUGCCCAGUUUGAUGCUAUGGAACUCGGUCCAGUAUAA
This is a messenger RNA of Cadophora gregata, 225 nucleotides long. RefSeq lists its product as uncharacterized. The transcript has a single exon. Bases 1 to 225 code for a protein of 74 amino acids. NCBI's taxonomy places the organism in Eukaryota, Fungi, Ascomycota, Leotiomycetes, Helotiales, Ploettnerulaceae. The record is from RefSeq and is a predicted model, not a curated record.